CUGAUGAGGAGGCUGCAGCUCCCCAAGGAACCAGUGCCCCUGCGCAGCAGCUCGGUGUCGAUGUUGAUCCGAGGCUUUGUGGCUGACGUGGGCUGCGAGCUGCUCUACAGGAACGAGGAGCCGGGGCCCGUGGAGGCCGUGUUCAAGUUCCCCGUGGAUGCCGAGGCAGCUGUCUACGCCUUCGAGGCCUGGCUGAGUGGGGCCUGCAUCCAGGCCCAGCUCCACGAGAAGAAACAGGCACAGGAGCUGUACGGGGACGCACUGGCCGGGGGGCAGAGCUUGUUUCUGCUGCAGCAGGAAGGGGCCGGGGGCGACAUGUUUAGCUGCUCCCUGGCGAAUCUGCCUCCCGGGGAGGAGGCAGUGCUGACCCUGCGCUACAUCUGCAAGCUGCCGCUGGAGCCUGACGGGGCUGCCCACUAGGUGCUGCCGACCGUGCUGCGUCCCCGCUACACACCCCAUUGGUGGGACGGGCAGGAUGUCACCCAGGGGGUCCUGUGGGUCCCCCAGCGGGAACUGCCCUACACCCUGAGCCUGAGCGCCACGCUGCAGUCGCCCCAUGGCAUCACCCGCGUGCUCUCCAACUGCCCCCUCACUCCCCUGAGCUAUACAGCUGGGAACCGAACCACUGCCCAGGAAAGGGCUCACCUGGACGCCUGGGUCCUGGCCAUUUCCACUGGGAGGAUGGGAUUGUGUGGAGAUGACUGUGUCUGUCGCCCCUCAGGUGUCACUGGCCCAGGACCCCCGUGGGACCAGGACGUGGAGCUGCUGGUGUAUUAUGCGGAGCCACACAAACCUAACAUGGUGCUGGAGGCCGGGCUGCCUGGAGCCAAGCCAGGCUCCCUGAUGGGCGACCCGGCUGUGAUGGUGACUCUGCUCCCCAGAGUGCCCGAGGUGGUGCCAGCCCAGAGCCGGGCCUGGGAGUUCAUACUCCUGCUGGACUGCUCCGGCAGCAUGGCGUGCCCCAUGGACAGCAGAGACCUCUUCCGCCAGCGCAUCAAUAGCGCCAAGGAGACCCUAAUCCUGCUGUUGAAGAGUUUGCCCCUGGGCUGUUAUUUCAACAUCUAUGGCUUUGGGUCUGAGUUCGAGUCCUUCUACCUGCAGAGCAUGGAAUAUACCCAGCUGACCAUGGCCGAGUCCCUGCAGGGCGUUCAGCUGCUCCAGGCUAACCUGGGGGGCACCAAAUUCUUGGAGCCACUACAAGCCAUUUACCGCAGCCCAUGCCGGGACGGGCACCCACAUCAGCUGUUCGUGUUUACGGAUGGGGAGGCAGAGAACACCCAGGAUGUCAUCACAGAGGUGUGGCGUCACCAGGGGACCCACAGGUGCUUCUCCUUCGGCAUCGGGGAUGGGGUUUCCACAGCUCUGAUCAAAGGCAUCGCCCGGGCAGCAGAUGGCAGUGCCGAGUUCAUCACUGGCCAGGACCGCAUGCAGCCCAAGGUGAGAACCCAGGAGCUGCCUGUUUACCGGCUGGCAGCCAAGUCGCUGCUGCUGGAGCUGGAGGGGGCCGUGGGCGCUGGGUCAGAAGUGGCCCGGCACCGGGCAGUGGAGACCAGUCUGAGCUUGGGGGUCAUCUGCUCCCUCACGGCCUAUGUGGGGGUGAACAUGGAGCGGGGGCAGCUGGUGCAGGGGCUGCUGGUGAGAUGGGACGUCCCACUGGCAGAUUUCAUCAAGGAAUAUAUGGAGAUGAUAGACUGCGUCUCGAUAAGGGAAGUCUUAAUAGACCGUAUCUAUGAGUGGCCAGUGAGCAGAGUGCGCCUAGGUGAACCGAACUACCGCAGCGUCUUCGGGCGCCUGUCCCAUGACUUGCAUGUGGCACAGCGGGCACCAGAGGAGUCUGCCUUGCUGAGGCUGGUGUCUCUGCAAAAUGCUGACAGUUCGUGGGACCUGGACCCCCGGUUGGCUGCCAUGCUGUGGGUGAGUGAGACCGAUGCCUGGGAGAGGAUACCCAUAGAGGACAUGACCCCCAGCAUCUGGGCCAUGGUGCUAGCCGUGGUCUGGCUGCACGACCGGGCCAUGGGGCAGCGUGAUGAGUGGGAGCUGCUGGAGGCCAAGGCUGUGGGUUGGGUGUGGGACCGAGCAGGGGCCCGGCUGAGUGAGUGCCUGGAAGCCGCCAACACCCUGCUGGACUGCAGCGUUGGCCCUGCUGUCUUUGGGCUCUGAGCCCCCCUGGGAUCCCUGUAUCUGCUCCCCAAACUACCUUGGGCAUUCAACUUGGAGCUCCAAGAAGUUGCUGCGCUGACCUCGCCCUGCAUGAGCCAUCCAGUGUAAACCUAGUCCCAUCUCUGUGGAGUUCAGCUAUUGGACAGACAGACAGACCAACAGAAUCUAUGCUUGUCCAAAUGCGACCUCAUUUUGUCAUAGUGGCAGA
This is a messenger RNA of Gopherus evgoodei (Goodes thornscrub tortoise), 2368 nucleotides long. Its product is annotated as von Willebrand factor A domain-containing protein 5A-like. NCBI's taxonomy places the organism in Eukaryota, Metazoa, Chordata, Testudines, Testudinidae. The record is from RefSeq and is a predicted model, not a curated record. The transcript is spliced from 15 exons.